AUGGUUAUGGCAAAUUCUACAUCGGAAUAUAAGUUACCUUAUAAAAUACAGCCAUUAUUGAAGCCGUACAAUGCAAGAAAUUAUGCAUUUGAUUGUAUACACGAAUUUAUACGUAUAGUAAUGGUCGUUUCCGCUUACGUUGGUACUGAUUGUUUAUUCGGUUGUACCAGUUUUCAUCUUAGCGGUCAAUUGGCCAUAUUGAAAUGUCGAGUGAAGGAAAUUUCAAAGAAUACCGAUGGUUUUCGGCAAGGAAUUCGUAAAAUCAUUCUCCGACAUCAACAUUUGAUAAGAUUAGCGGAUAUAUUAGAAGAUAGUUUUAAUAUCAUUAUUGGUCAAAAUUUAUUUGGGAUAACUAUACAGAUUUGUGUAUCGAGUUAUCAAAUGCUCAGUAGUUUGGCCGUGCUCGAAAAAAUAGAUAUAUUAACAUUUAUUCUGUAUGACUAUCUUUUGUUGGUCUCAUUGUUUACUUAUUGUUACAUCGGUGAAUGUAUAAUCAAGGAAAGUACGAGCUUGUGCGAAGAGUUUUAUUUUACUAACUGGUACGAAAUGCCGACGUUCGAUAUAAAAUCGAUUUGCAUUUGCAUGAUGCGCACCAGGAAACAACUGCAAUUGACUUGUGCGAAGUUUUGCAUUCUGACUGUAAGCAUGUUUAUCAAUGUUUACAAACAAGUACAAACAUUUACAAGUACAAACAAGAUAAGUUACAAACAUUUUUGUCAACAAUUACAUUUUGCAAUAUUUUAA
Vespa crabro (European hornet) is the source of this 744-nucleotide messenger RNA. Its product is annotated as odorant receptor 4-like. Gene Ontology annotation, molecular function: olfactory receptor activity; odorant binding. The transcript has 6 exons. Gene Ontology annotation, cellular component: plasma membrane. The record is from RefSeq and is a predicted model, not a curated record. Gene Ontology annotation, biological process: detection of chemical stimulus involved in sensory perception of smell; sensory perception of smell. Bases 1 to 744 code for a protein of 247 amino acids. Lineage: Eukaryota; Metazoa; Arthropoda; Insecta; Hymenoptera; Vespidae.